GCCCGGACCGUCAGUGUGUUACACAGGAAGCGAUUGAAGUUAGCUCGAGAGGCAGCUUGUAUUAAAUACUAUCUGUGGAGUGUUUUGUUCAGCUAUUGUUUUAAACAGUUUGUAAUAGAAUUAUAACCAUUAAUCAACAUGUUGAUCAAAGUUAAGACUCUCACUGGAAAAGAAAUAGAGAUCGACAUUGAGCCCACAGACAAGGUGGAGCGAAUUAAAGAACGGGUGGAGGAGAAGGAAGGGAUCCCUCCGCAGCAACAGCGACUCAUCUACAGUGGAAAACAGAUGAAUGAUGAGAAGACGGCAGCAGACUACAAGAUCCAGGGAGGCUCGGUGCUCCACCUUGUGUUGGCGCUAAGGGGAGGGUCGUCGCUCCACAGAGGCUGCAUACAGCCCCCCUCCUCAUGAGGCGCUGACCGUCGGAGCCCGCAGAGUGCCAUCACUUUAGAUGUCUGUCACAGCACAGAAAUCUGGAAAUCCUCUGCUCCCGGGCCAACGCAAACAAACCAAACAACAGAAGAAGGACAUUCUGAUUCCUUUCUAGAUGUUUUCUUUUUUUUUUUUUUUUGACAGUUUAAGAGCACUGUGGUCUUUCUGCUUGUGAAUAAAUGCUGAAGUUGA
Messenger RNA from Salarias fasciatus (jewelled blenny), 621 nucleotides. RefSeq names its product NEDD8 ubiquitin like modifier, like (gene nedd8l). Gene Ontology annotation, molecular function: protein binding. The record is from RefSeq and is a predicted model, not a curated record. NCBI's taxonomy places the organism in Eukaryota, Metazoa, Chordata, Actinopteri, Blenniiformes, Blenniidae. Bases 139 to 408 code for a protein of 89 amino acids. The transcript is spliced from 4 exons.